This is a messenger RNA of Mercenaria mercenaria, 1040 nucleotides long. RefSeq names its product acanthoscurrin-2-like. Bases 90 to 914 code for a protein of 274 amino acids. NCBI's taxonomy places the organism in Eukaryota, Metazoa, Mollusca, Bivalvia, Venerida, Veneridae. The record is from RefSeq and is a predicted model, not a curated record. The transcript is spliced from 4 exons.
AUAAAAAGGGGUUCACUAUCCUUCAUUUUAGGCAUUUCAGAAGGUAACCUGAUACAUUAAACGACUACACCGGUGACCAGACCAUAAACAUGAAGCUGCUUUUUGUACUUCUUUCCGUCGUCCUAACAGCCUUAGCGACUCCAGAAUAUGGCGAUAUGUCUGGUGGCUAUGGAGGGGGAUAUCCAGAAAUGCGAUACGGUAGAAUGAGAGGAGGUUACAUGUAUGGCGGAUCUGGAGAUGGAUACCCAGGGAUGCAAUACGGUGGCAUGAGAGGAGGUUACAUGUACGGUGGAUCCGGAGGUGGCUACCCAGGGACGCGAUAUGGUGGAAUGAGAGGAGGUUAUAUGUACGGUGGAUCUGGAGGUGGAUACCCAGGGAUGGCAUAUGGUGGUGGAAUGAGAGGAGGUUAUAUGUAUGGCGGAUCUGGAGGUGGAUACCCAGGGAUGCAAUACGGAGGCAUGAGAGGAGGUUAUAUGUACGGUGGAUCUGGAGGUGGAUACCCAGGAAUGCGAUACGGUGGAAUGAGAGGAGGUUAUAUGUACGGUGGAUCUGGAGGUGGAUACCCAGGAAUGCGCUACGGUGGAAUGAGAGGAGGUUAUAUGUACGGUGGAUCUGGAGGUGGAUAUCCAGGGAUGCAGUACGGUGGUGGAAUGAGAGGAGGUUAUAUGUACGGCGGAUCUGGAGGUGGAUACCCAGGAAUGCGAUACGGUGGAAUGAGAGGAGGUUAUAUGUACGGUGGAUCUGGAGGUGGAUAUCCAGGGAUGCAGUACGGUGGUGGAAUGAGAGGAGGUUAUAUGUACGGCGGAUCUGGAGGUGGAUACCCAGGAAUGCGCUACGGUGGAAUGAGAGGUGGUUAUAUGUAUGGUGGCCGCAUGGGAGGAUACAGGAAGAAGCAGCGGCCAACGCCUUAUUAAUGAAUGAGAACCUCAGAACCAGUUCGUCCCAAAGGGAUGUGGUACAUCGUUACCGCCCGGCAAUGUUUUCUUCAAUGUACAUAGUGGAUGUAGCAAUAGUCAAUGCAUAAAAUAUCCAGCAACCUA